This is a messenger RNA of Pseudomassariella vexata, 1734 nucleotides long. Its product is annotated as transmembrane amino acid transporter protein-domain-containing protein. Bases 1 to 1734 code for a protein of 577 amino acids. Gene Ontology annotation, biological process: amino acid transmembrane transport. Gene Ontology annotation, molecular function: amino acid transmembrane transporter activity. Lineage: Eukaryota; Fungi; Ascomycota; Sordariomycetes; Amphisphaeriales; Pseudomassariaceae. The transcript has a single exon. The record is from RefSeq and is a predicted model, not a curated record.
AUGGCUGAUACCCCUCCAACAACACAAUUGCAGCGAGAGGCCGAGGUGGUCUCGGAGCAUCUUCCCUCUGGCUAUGGGGCUUCGUUCGAUGGAAUGUCUGGCAUCACUGCUACGGCGUCCUCGUUGGCCCCCAACCUGACAGACACCGAGGAAUCGUCCUUGACCCUGCAGGGAGGUGACAUUCACCGGGACCUGUUCAAGACGGCAGCCAGGGCCAGGAUGCACAGGCGAGCGGCCACUUUUCAUCAUCACCAGCACCAGGAAGAGGACGAUGAACUCCUGGCUGUCAGCAAUCAAUUAGCCCCCGGAGGUUUCCGGAGAGCCUACAUCCAGCAACAACACCAAUCACGGCAACAAUUCCUGGCGGCAAGGAUGCCGGUGACGCGAAACUUUGUCGAGUUUCUGGAUUUGUAUGGCAGUUUUGCCGGAGAGGAUCUCGCGGAUUCCGAUGACGAGGCUGUUAUGUCCGACGAGGAAGAGGAUCACGAGGACCGGCGACCGACCGAAACCAGACCAUUGCUCGGGCACCGCAAGAGCACAAGGGCUCCGAGGUCUGCGGAUGCUGGUAUGACCAAAACUUUCUUCACGCUUCUGAAGGCAUUCAUCGGGACCGGCAUCAUGUUUCUUCCCAAAGCCUUUAGCAACGGUGGUAUUCUUUUCUCGUCCGUCACCAUGCUGUUGGUCGCAGCCAUCUCCAUGGUGUCGUUCCAUCUUCUGCUUCAGUGUAAGAAGCGAUACGCCGGUGGGUACGGUGAGCUCGGUGGGGCCAUCGCCGGCAAGCGCAUGCGUGCGGUGAUCCUGGGGUCCAUCACGCUCUCUCAGCUUGGCUUCGUGUGUGCUGGAAUUGUCUUCGUGGCCGAGAACCUCACGUCCUUCCUAGAAGCUGUCACCCAGGGAAACAACGGGCUGUCCACAGCCACUCUUAUUCUCAUACAGCUCAUUCUCCUCGUUCCUCUGGCUUGGAUUCGAAACAUUUCGAAGCUCGGCCCAGCCGCCCUCCUGGCCGACGUUUUUAUUAUGAUCGGGUUGAUCUACAUUUACUACUUCGAUAUCGCGGCCAUCGCAACCCAUGGAGUCCACAAGUCGGUGGCGCUGUUCAACCCGGAGAAGUAUACGUUGACAAUAGGCGCGGCCAUUUUCACCUUCGAGGGCAUUGGGCUCAUCCUGCCCAUCCAAUCCUCCAUGGCCAAGCCACAUCGCUUCGAGUACCUCCUCGGAGUCGUCAUGCUCAUCAUCACCGUGAUAUUCACAUCCGUCGGAGCUCUUUGCUACGCUACCUUCGGAGACAACACAUACAUCGAGAUCAUCAACAACUACCCGCAGGACAACAAGUUCGUCAAUGCGGUGCAGUUCCUCUACUCGCUGGCGGUCUUGAUUGGGACGCCUGUUCAACUUUUCCCUGCGCUGCGUAUCCUCGAGGCUAAGUUCUUCGGCAAGCGGUCGGGAAAGAAGAGCACUAAGGACAAGUGGCUGAAGAACGCCUUCCGAACCCUUCUGGUGUUCGUCUGUGGUGGCAUUUCGAUACUCGGCGCCGGCAAUCUGGAUCGAUUCGUUGCUUUGAUUGGGUCCUUUGCUUGCGUACCGCUGGUGUACAUCUACCCCCCGUACUUGCAUUACAUUGGCAUCGCUACAACGUGGCAGGCAAAGGCCGGUGACAUUGCCCUUAUGGUGCUAGGUCUCGUCUGCAUGGUGUACACGACGAUUAUCACCCUGGUCAACAGCUUUCUCCAGUAA